Messenger RNA from Talaromyces rugulosus, 2961 nucleotides. RefSeq lists its product as uncharacterized. Lineage: Eukaryota; Fungi; Ascomycota; Eurotiomycetes; Eurotiales; Trichocomaceae. The coding region runs from base 1 to 2961 and encodes 986 amino acids. The transcript has a single exon. The record is from RefSeq and is a predicted model, not a curated record.
AUGCCCUCAGUGGCAGUCGGAGAGCCUCAGUUGAUUCCCUCCAUAGCAGGAGUGCAUCAUCGACCUCCACCUCGUUCAGCUGGCGCUUCUAGCCGACCUAUGCGCAGCGAGAACAUUUCCGAACUAGUACGAUUCUUUCAGACACCGCAAGGAAACGGAGAAUCAGCAGCAGAAGAACACGGCAUGAAUAUCAUCAGACACGACGGAGCCAUGGAUCUGUUCAAGGCCGGCCAGCGUCGUCUCCGCCAAUUGGGCCAGGCGAAGCCCGACAAACGCAUCAGGGGAACCGAGAGCCCGGUACCUUCUGAAAAGAGCUCUUCCAUCAGGAGCACUACUGACAAGGACAAGGCUAAGCGACAGCAUUUGCAAGCCCUGCAACGCGAAGGAUUGAUUCCGAACGCAGAUGACAGUCAUAAUAGUCUGGACACAUCGCGUUCGCGGUCUAUGCAGGACGUGGAGGCCAUGGGCCGUCCAUGGCUCGAUGACUCAAUGCCCGCAAAGGACGGGCGAAAGAGCAACUCCGACAGCUCGAGUCACUUGCGAAGAGAGUCUCUAGGACUAGGUGAUCUGGCCGCGCUCGUGGAGUUUUCAGUGUCGUUCCCCGAGUACUAUUCCGACGAGCCCAAUCCGCCGCCAUACCAAGCGCAAAACCCUAAUCCGCCGGGCCCGUCGGAGCGCUCCUCAAAUGCCAAUGCUCAACCUGCCACAGCUAGCACUAACAACGACCACAAUGAUCGACUGUCAGAUAACUUGCCGAGGCCACACACUCACAGGGAUGCUUCUGCUUUAGCUGAGCCUAGAGCAGCGCUAGACCACGUAGCGCCGGCGGCGGCCCCCAGUAGGGCCAGUGCUACUAGCAAGACCGUUGACAAUCAGCCUAAUAGGGGCCAGGAUGACAAUGGUUGCAGCGGCGAUGAUGCUAAAAGCCUGGCGGUUUUGUUGCGCGCUACAGAGCGACUGGGGCGAGAAAAGAAGGUGUCGCGAGCACCUGUUCAUGCAACUGCUGGUCCCAGUAAUACUAGUGGUCUGCAGCCUCAUUCUCUCAACCAGGGUGUCACAGACACGCCACUGUUCGUCAAAGCGCCAGAGGUCCAGGUCAAGCAUGGCCGCGCCGAAGAGGCCGCGAGGAACAAGACUGCCUCUAGGGGCAAUGGCCAUCUCCAUCCCCCUGCAUUGGAAUUCCCACCUCAGAGCGAGCCCGAUGGUCUUGUCCUGAAGAACCACAACGUAGGCCCCAUACCGCUAAAACUAGUGGCGGAAUGCCUGCCUCCACGAGGGUCAAGCAGGACAGCUAUUUCCAAAUCGGCUUCCCCGCAGCUCCUACUGAGUAGCAGCAUUAGUAACAAGAAGAAGUCCGACUCUGUUCUCCUCCAACCGACUCAUACGGCUUCGAACGCUCCUCGUCCCCAAAUUCUUCUUUCGCCGUUUCCAAUCCAGACACGUCGCGCCCGGAGCUUGACUCCAGAUGUUGCCUCGGGCGGAAAGCAGCGCAAGAAAAAGAAGCAGAAGCUAUCUCCGUUGUAUGUGGUGAACGCUGCUUCUCCCCUUCCGCCUCCUGACAGGCCUCUCCCCUCGGUACCGCAGCAGCAGGGUGCAGAUGUCAAUGACCAAAACCCUUUGGCGGACAGAAAGCCUUCUACAACAAUGCCGACUCCAGCUCCAGACAUGUCCAAAGGGCAAGAUGCAGACAGUCCAACUCUAGGACCCACCGUCCACAAGCCGAAGUUACGAAGAUCAUUGAUCGGACCCCGGCCCUCGUCGCGAUACUCGAUCAGGAGCAACGACCAAUCGGAGACGUACGCCGCGAGCGACGAACAGUCAUUGAAAGGAACCUCUCCGGGUCGUUCUAGCCUAGAAGCGCUUGAUGAAGUCCGGCGAGAGCGGACUGACAAAGUCAAUGCCCUACGCAUGAGAGACCUGGGAGGGAAAAAAGACGAGCAGUCCGCGACCAACUCGGAGAAAUCUUUCCAACAUCAAACCAGCGAAGUACGCACGCCAACAGAGUCCAUCAGUCACGGCGAGAAACCUAAACGAGAUAGAAAGCAUCGCGCCAGUGCGGCACCGUUUAUUCCCCUCCCAAGUGACCCUCCUCCAGUAGCUUACGAUACCCCAAAGAACCCGGGGCGGCGAGGUUCGACUUCUUCUCUUCCCGGAUCGACCUCUACGAUCAACGGAUAUGGCGGAGGCUUGUCUCGCAGUGUUAGUGUUACCAGUGGCUCGAUAGCGGGCUCUUCUAUCCACCAUUCGAGAGCUCGCCAGGCUGUCAGAGAACCACCCAAGGGAAUCCGACACAGACGGCCAAACUCGCCCUCGCUGCCCUCAUCUGAUGACGAGGGACCGAAACCGCGCACACGUUACUCGCAAGCUCGUCUGGAUUCUGUAAUGAGCGAACACCAUGUGCAACGUGCUCGCCGAACCGAUGCUUUGAAGGAACCCAAUCACAAUGGACUGCAGCCCCGGCAAUUUGAUCAUCACGAGCCCAUAUCUCCACACACUCCCAGGUCGCCGCCUAGAUCACAGCCUGGUAUCCAGCCCCGUCACUCGUACGUUAGUCACUCACAGUCCGUUCAUUACCUCGAAGCCCGCGUGGCCAUGCUCGAGCGGCAGAACAAAAUGCUCCAAGCUGCGCUCCUCGCCGCCCUUGACAUUGGCGUCUCCCAUGACGCCGAAAGCGUCCGCAGUGGCUCCACAAGCCCUGCAUUGGAAUCAACGAGAAUUCCUACAAUCAACGAAAGAUCCAUGGCAUCAACAACCGCCUUCGAAACUCCUAAAACCCGUAAACACACCGCUCACCCCCGUCAUCAGUCUUCAAGUCACCACAGCUGGGCUAGUCCCCAUCGCCACACCUCCCAAGAAAGUCAUGGGAGCUUUGAAACUUCUAGUUCUCACAGUGAUGUCAGCAUGCGAGCGGUCGAGAACAUGCUGAGUGAUGUUGAAGUCGGAGCAUCCGGGGAAUCUUAA